Phascolarctos cinereus (koala) is the source of this 2648-nucleotide messenger RNA. RefSeq names its product sulfite oxidase (gene SUOX). The record is from RefSeq and is a predicted model, not a curated record. Gene Ontology annotation, biological process: sulfur compound metabolic process. Gene Ontology annotation, cellular component: mitochondrion. NCBI's taxonomy places the organism in Eukaryota, Metazoa, Chordata, Mammalia, Diprotodontia, Phascolarctidae. Gene Ontology annotation, molecular function: sulfite oxidase activity; molybdenum ion binding; heme binding.
UUAUUUCUCCAAACCUGCUGGGUCCGUAAGACUGAAGCAUUAACUCAGGGAACCCAGCAGAAGACGAGCACCCGAAUUCCCAGCCCUCAGUUAUUUGCCCGUGCCCUACUACUUGAAAGCUAGCUAAACAAAUAAACUAAGGUGAGAAUAUUUUUCUGUGGGAUUCCUCACCCCGUCCUUAGUUGGGGGAUAAUUGGAGGAGCGAUUUAAAGAGUGGUCCUUUAAAUCCCACCCUGACGUCACCACCUGGAGUCCCCGCCCUCUCCACCAAAGGUUCAGACUAAGACCGUCUGAAGAAGCGCGGCUGCUGCUAGAACGCUGCUCCGGGUAGAAGACUGGAAGGAAAAAGGAGGGCAGAAUAAAGAGGGAACGAGAAUCUUGGUGUCUGUAAUGCUGUUGCUACAAAGAGCUGCUGUCUCUGGCCUUAGAAAUUCUAGGUUUGACAGGUUGAUUGUCCCAAAGCUGCAUCCCCAUGUCUGCUUUACUAGUGAUCCCUCUCAUCUCCAAAGCCCCAAACCUCACUUUUCUAAUGGCAGCACUGCUUCUGGAUACUGGGCAGUUGCAGGGGCACUGCUGGGCGUUGGGGCUGUACUGGCCUAUGGAAACCAUAGAGAAAAGGCUGCCGAAGAUUCACUACCUGUAUACACAAAGGCAGAAGUGAAGCGUCAUAGAAGUCUUGAGACACGGGUCUGGGUAACCUUGGGUCAUGAGGUCUUUGAUGUCACAGACUUUGUAGCCAUCCACCCAGGUGGACCAUCUAAAUUAUUGCUUGCUGCAGGGGGACCACUGGAGCCUUUCUGGGCUCUCUAUGCAGCACACAACCAGCCACAUGUUCGUGAGCUCCUAGCUGAGUAUAAAAUUGGGGAGCUAAGCCCUGAUGAGGAAAGAUCUUCUGACCAAGUUUGCACUGAUCCUUAUGCCAGUGACCCUCCCAGACACCCUGCUUUGCAGAUCAACAGCCAGAAGCCUUUUAAUGCAGAACCACCCCUUGAGCUCUUGGGUGAGAGCUAUAUCACACCCAAUCCUCUCUUUUUCACACGAAAUCACCUGCCUGUACCCACCAUAGACCCUGCCACAUACCAUCUGCAAGUGGAAGGGCCCCCAGGUGGUCAGACACUGAGCCUGUCACUAGAUGAUCUCCGCCGCUUCCCCAAGCACCAGGUCACAGUCACCCUGCAGUGUGCUGGGAACCGUCGAAGUGAGAUGGCCCAAGUUAAGUCUGUAAAAGGGUUAAACUGGGGGGCAGGAGCCAUUAGCACCGCCCAGUGGGGCGGUGCCCGGCUACGAGAUGUUUUGAUCCAGGCUGGCCAUUCACCCUCUGGCUCUGAAGCCCAUGUGUGUUUUGAAGGGCUGGACUCUGACCCCACAGGGACAGCCUAUGGAGCCUCCAUUCCCCUGGCUCGGGCCAUGGAUCCUGAAGGUGAUGUUCUGCUGGCUUAUGAGAUGAAUGGGCAGCCACUGCCCCCUGACCAUGGUUUCCCAUUAAGGGUGGUGGUGCCUGGUGUAGUGGGUGCCCGACAGGUCAAGUGGCUGGGAAAGGUAAGCAUCAGCCCUGAGGAAAGUCCUAGCCAUUGGCAACGUCGUGAUUACAAAGGCUUCUGUCCCUCAGUAGACUGGGACAAAGUGGACUUUGACUCUGCUCCAGCCAUUCAGGAGCUCCCUGUCCAGUCAGUUAUCACAGAACCCAGGGAAGGGCAAACAAUAGAGCCUGGGGAGGUGACCGUGAAGGGCUAUGCUUGGAGUGGGGGCGGCAGGGCUAUAAUCAGGGUGGAUGUAUCUCUGGAUGGUGGCCUGACCUGGCAAGAGGCAAAGCUGGAAGGGGAGGCACAGGCACCAAGGAGAGCCUGGGCAUGGCGACUGUGGCAGCUGACAGCACCAGUACCUACUGACUGGAAGGAACUGAACAUUAUAUGUAAGGCUGUGGAUGAUGGAUACAAUGUGCAGCCUGACACUGUGGCCCCUAUCUGGAACCUUCGAGGUGUGCUCACCAAUUCUUGGCACCGUGUCCAUGUUCAGGUAGCCCCGUAAAAAACAAUUACUGCAGCCUUGACACCCUAUAAACCACCCUUCUCAAUCUCUUACCCUUCCAAACUAUUUCCGUCUUGAAUUCUUCCCUUUUCUAUAGACAUUCAAAAACUCCUCUAUCCUCUGGUUUUCUAUCCUUCUCAGACUCUAUCUCUGGGAUAGCCCCACCCCUUCCCCCUUCCACAAAUAUAAAUAUAUAUCCCCUUCCCUAACCACCUCCAGGCAUACACAUUUCCAAUCAUGCCUUCCUCCUAACUUCAAGGACUGGUACUUAUGAUUUUCUCUAAAUUUAUUCCAUUGUGAUAUCUACCUCAUACUCUGUGGUCCUUCAGACUCUUCCUUGAGAUUGAGUUGGAAGCUGUCUGGACAGAAGUUGGAACUGGACAGAAGUAUCAGUCAAUGUAAUAACACCUGCCACCACCUCUUCUCUCUCCAGUCUUUUAAUUUCCCUGUCACCUCUAGGGCCUUAUUUUGUCUUCCAUUUAUACAUAAUGUAUAUAAUGUUGAUGUUUAUUUUACCUGUCCCCAGCUCCCAGGGCAGAAGAGACUGUGAAGAAAAAGGGGAUUGUAACCCCUUCUUUUUUUUAAAAUUAUAUCAAUAAAGUUUCUGUUUAUUCUGCUUA